Messenger RNA from Columba livia (rock pigeon), 1105 nucleotides. Its product is annotated as proline-, glutamic acid- and leucine-rich protein 1-like. The transcript has 2 exons. The coding region runs from base 86 to 883 and encodes 265 amino acids. Lineage: Eukaryota; Metazoa; Chordata; Aves; Columbiformes; Columbidae. The record is from RefSeq and is a predicted model, not a curated record.
CGCUUCCUCCCGUUCCUGAACCUGGGCUACUGGGCAGGAACUUUAAAUUGCUGCCCGGCUCAGCCCCGGCCACUGCUCAGGCAAAAUGAUGACGAGAGGCACCUUCCUGCUGGGGCUCCUGGCCCUGUGGGCAGAGCUGCAGGCUGCACCCAUCACAGGGCUCCUUGGAGCAGCCCCUGCCUGGCAGCCGCAGCCGGGGCAGCCUGGAUGCUGUCGGCCGGGGAUGAGCUCGGUGCCCGUGGAACGGCUCGGCGCAGUGCCUGCCCUGCCACCCAGCAGGAUUGCCCCAGCCAGGGUGUGGGAGGUGGGUGCGGAGCAGGGGAGUGAGGCCCAGCGCCCACCUGGGGCUGAGCUGGUGGCUGCUGCGACACCUGUGUCCGGGAAGAAUCCAAUGAGCGGAGGGGAGCCUGCAGCGGGGAACAAGCCCAACACGGGGAAUAAAACUAGUUCAGGGCAAAAGCCAGCAUGUGGGAGACAGCCUGGGACCAGGGAAAAACCAGAGGUUGGAAUAAAGCCAGAGAAUGGAGUGAAGCUGGAAACCACAGAGAAGCCGGUGACUGAGAAGAAACCUGAGGAAGAAGAGAAGCCUGAGGAGAUCCACCAUAUUCACAUCCACCACGAGGAGAUAGAGGAACCGGUGAAAGAGAUGGAGGAGGAGGUGGAGGAGGGGAUAGAGAAGGUGGAGGAGGAAGAGGAGAAAAAGAUGGAGGAGGAGGAUGAGAAGGAGGAGGAGGAAGACAAGAAGGAGAAGGGAGAGAAGGAGGAAGAGGAGGAUGAGGGAGAGGAUGAGGAGGAGGAGGAAGAUAAGGUGGAAGAGGAGGAGGAGAAGGAGGAAGAGGAGGAGGCAGAAGACGGUUAUGAGAAUGACAGCUAUGAUGACUAAAGAGAUGAUGACAGCAGUUCUGAUGCUGUUGAUGACGCUUGGUGAGCGAUGCUGCCGAGUGUGUGAGGAGUGUGUAGGACGAGGAGAGCCCACAAUGGGUGCGCAUGGGGCAGCCAUUCUUGGCCUCCUCUUCUGCCUCACUCUGCCAGGGCCAGUCCUGGGCACCAACAGUGACUUUGUCUUUCCUAAUAAAUGCCGCAUUGUGCCACCGAUUCAGUGUGA